Eremothecium gossypii ATCC 10895 is the source of this 2223-nucleotide messenger RNA. It is a transcript of the gene PRM10, whose product is annotated as pheromone-regulated protein PRM10. The coding region runs from base 1 to 2223 and encodes 740 amino acids. Gene Ontology annotation, molecular function: transmembrane transporter activity. NCBI's taxonomy places the organism in Eukaryota, Fungi, Ascomycota, Saccharomycetes, Saccharomycetales, Saccharomycetaceae. The transcript has a single exon. Gene Ontology annotation, biological process: transmembrane transport. The record is from RefSeq and is marked provisional.
AUGGGCAAAAACAAAAAGCAAGCAGCAGAGGGCGAGGAGGCGCGGCGCGGGUCGGAGUCGUCAGGUUCGUCCGCGGAGCCCAGCGGCGCGGUCGCGGAGCUGCCCAGCUUCAAGAAAACGGCGGGCGGAGCGCGCAGCGGACUGAUCGAGCAAGACGCAGUGGACACGAUCCGCGAGCAGACGGCGGUGAAGUUUGCGGACGAGGACGAGGUGGUGGAGCAGGAUGAGGCUGCGCAGAAGACGGAGGCGGUGGCGAGCGAGAGCUCGUCGCUGGCGGACAAGGAGGAGUGCGAUGAGAGCAAACUGGACCACUUCCGCAAGUUCUUCCGCCGGACGAGCAGCCGCAGCAGCGACGAGGGCGAGGGCGGCGGGAUGAUGGAGCGCUUCAUCAACAUGACGGGCGGCGGGAUGGUGCCGGUGGUGACGGAGGCGCCGGAGGAGGACGAGGAGGCUGGGCCGGAUCCGACAGCCGAGGCGGAGGCGGCGGCGCGGGAGAUCAUGAAGGCGCACCACCUGUCGAGCGGACAGUCGGUGGACAUGAUGUCGAUGAGCUCGUCCGGCGAGUCAGGCUUCUUCAUGCCGGUCGCGGAGCAUUACGACGACGAGUACAACCCGGAGCAGGAGGAGGAGCAGCGCGACGACAUGUCCGAGGCCACGUACGUGCCUCCGCCGCAGCACGUGCGCGGGGGGGUGCUGGGCUCGCUGCUGCGACUGUACCAGAACCAGCCCGGCGGUCAGGCCCCGCAGCGCCCCGGGCUGCGCAAGAGCGCGCAGACGCUGAGCUCUGAGACGCUUCCGACCGGCGAGAGCUACGAGAUGCCAAAGUUCAAGGCCAAGCGCCCGCGCGGAAGCAAAAUCCCCAACCCCAUCAAGCUGAAACGGAAGUCCGCGAUGUCCGAGGCGAGGAUCACGGUGCACAUUGCAGACUUACUCCAGCGCCAUCGUUUCAUUCUCCGUCUGUGUAAGGCGUUUAUGAUGUACGGCGCGCCAACGCACCGUCUGGAGGAGUAUAUGGUUAUGACCUCGCGCGUCCUGGAGAUUGACAGUCAGUUCUUGUACCUGCCGGGUUGCAUGGUCGUGUCAUUCGGUGAUACAAUUACAAGGACCUCGGAAGUGCAGCUUGUGCGCUGUUCGCAGGGGCUCAACCUCUGGAAACUGCACCAGGUCCACUCCAUCUACAAGCAAGUUGUCCACGACAUCAUCAGUGUCGAGGAUGCAAGUCGCACAAUCGAGACGAUCAUGGCUGAAAAGAACCUCUAUCCGGCGUGGAUGUGCGUGUUGCUGUACGGUUUCUGCGCAAGUAUGGUGACUCCAUUCGCCUUCGGAGGUGACUGGAUUAACCUGGUGGUAUCUUUCGGUAUUGGUUGCUGCGUUGGCCUACUUCAGUUUAUCGUUGCCCAGCGCUCCCAUGUCUACUCAAAUGUCUUUGAAAUCACAGCCUCCAUCGUAGUGAGUUUCUGUGCCCGUGCGCUUGGCUCCAUUCCCAACUCGAAUAUCUGUUUCGGGUCCACUGUCCAGGGUUCCCUAGCGCUCAUUCUUCCGGGCUAUAUCAUCUUGUGCGGCUCGCUAGAACUACAGAGCCGGAGUCUUGUCGCAGGUUCCGUGCGGAUGUUUUAUGCCAUCAUCUACUCGCUCUUCCUAGGUUUCGGUAUCACUCUGGGAGCCGCGCUCUUUGGUUGGAUCUACCGCGAUGCCACAAACGAGACCGUGUGUGAGAAAGAACUGUCGCCGUGGUUCCGCUUCAUCUUUGUGCCGGGGUUUGCACUCGGCCUAUCUUUGAUUAACCAAGCGCGCUGGUCCCAGAUCCCGGUCAUGGUCUGCAUUGCCUGUUCUGGUUACGUCGUCACCUACUGGUCCGGCCAGCAUUUCACUGCUUCUACGGAGUUCACCGCCUCCAUCGGUGCCUUUGUUAUUGGAAUCAUGGGCAACUUGUACUCCCGUAUUUGGAAAGGUCUUGCUAUGACUGCCAUGUUGCCUGGCAUAUUUGUUCAGGUGCCAUCUGGUAUUGCCUCGAAGAGCACUCUGCUAUCCAGUGUGCAGAGCGCCAACAACAUGGUCAGUAACGGCACAAACGCCGCUGUGAAUAGUGUGGAUGGCAGGACGUCCAUAUCGUUCGGUAUCACCAUGAUUCAGGUCUGUAUCGGUAUUUCCGUCGGUCUUUUCGCAUCGACACUGGUGGUUUAUCCAUUCGGAAAGAAACGCACCGGUCUUUUCACCUUGUAA